Messenger RNA from Anopheles stephensi (Asian malaria mosquito), 2522 nucleotides. RefSeq lists its product as uncharacterized. The transcript is spliced from 6 exons. Bases 1176 to 2099 code for a protein of 307 amino acids. The record is from RefSeq and is a predicted model, not a curated record. Lineage: Eukaryota; Metazoa; Arthropoda; Insecta; Diptera; Culicidae.
CAUAUUAGCACAAUUUUAAAGAUUGUCUAUAUCGCACAUUUGUCUCCAAUUACAGCGAGGUUAGAAUUUCGAAGAUUUCUUCAUGACCUUCCUAAAGAAGCUGUUGACUUGCAUUGUUAUUAGAAAUAAUCUAUAGUGAAAUUAAAAAUCAAAAAUUAAUUUAAAAUAAGAAAAAAAUUAAAUAUUAAAAGAACACCCUUAUUCAGCUCGCUGGUCGCUAUAGUGUAAAUCAUCCCCUAUGCGAUGGGAGAAAACAGCAUGAUAACCACCACUACAACCACCAUCAACACCAUCAUCUGGACGGAUUUCCCAACGUGCAACCGGACCAUCGAACACAGCUGUUGCUUUGUCGGUGUCGGUGAGCUGACUACCGUUGGGCCACGGUUACUGCCGAGCAGAGCGAAACCAACCAACCAGUCAUUCAGUCAUUCCGAGUCCAACACGCGCAGCGGUUCGUCGCCUGCCGUACCGUGCAGUUCUUUUCCAUCCUGCUGUCACACACGAUCAUCACGAGAUCGUUGCGAGAUCAAUUUGCAAAAGGCCAUCCGUUGUUCCGUGCUUGAGUGUGCUCGUGUGUAUUGCUGUGCGCUCUGUGUGUGGUUGCCCAAAGACCGCAAACCUCAAUUCGGUCGCGGUUUCUUCGAGUGACCCCGCGAUCGGUGCCUGAUUGUUGCUGUGAACGAGUCGGCCGUUGUUGCUGUUCAUUUGUAUUUAUUUGGGUAACGGCCGCGAGCGUGUGUGCAAUAAAGAAAAUCGUUUCACCUGCACCAUCGGGUCGGCUGGGGCCGACGUGAGGCCGUACGCGUUUUGUUGAGCGAAGAUCACCCUCCCCCAGAAAGUGGUGUGCGCGGCUCGAAAUCGAAAUUCCGCAAUUGUGUCUUCAAUUGCAGGCGUUCGACGAGAAGGGGGAAAAUACGAUAAAAUCCCAGUUUUCCGCCACACCAACAUUGUGCAGUGAUCAAGUGUAUCUUGGUGUGUGUCUAUUGUUCCUGAUCGUCAAGUGUUCAUGGUGUUUUGUGGAAGAAAAUGAUGUGCAUAAUUGUGGUGAGCCAGUGAUAGAUAUAAAGUUACCCGAUCGCCUAUCCUGCCUGCAGCCGUCCAUAUCAUAUCGCAACAAUUGGGGCGCACCGAACGGCGUCCGUAUCAAAAAGCCGACCAGAGUCGUGAUCGUGGCGAUGAUGAAACGAUCGCUAAUUGGAUUGCGUGCGAGGCAGAGGCCACGACCGACAUCGCUGCGGAGAUCACUGUUGAUGCUGUCGCUUCUGCUAGCGUUUGAUGCUGUUCCAUUCACAAAUGCGUUCAUCGUGCCGGAGGAGCUGCCAUCGAUACUUUCCCUGGUCUAUUCCAACAUUCCACAGAUCAAGAAAGGAACUGACUCGCGAGUGGGCUUCGGGUUUCGGCUUGGUGAGCACGCAGAUUUUCAGAUCCAGCUGGAACUUGGGCCGCAGCUCAACACGAAACCGAUAGGAGCAGCAGCAGGCAGCAGCAAGCGUUACGUCGACAAUGAAGAGUACGCUAACUCAGUACGAAAUCCAACACGAAACGGUGGCUCAACCUCCUGGCUGCAGGCAUGGUCCAAACAAACGAAACAACGGCAACAGUUCAACAAGGACAAGCUGCGAGACUCGCUAAUGCCGCCGGCACCGGUGAUGGACGAGGGCGCCUACAACCAGCUGCAGCAGCUGUACGAAAUGAACAAACAGCGCGAGUACGAAGAUUCGAUCGGUACACUUCCGGCGGAAGUGCUCGAAACGCGUAUCAAUCAGCUGAAAGCACUGCACAGCCCGGUCACACCGUUCAAACCGAUGCCGAGUGAACCACGAUCGGGAGUGGCCGGUACAUCGGAGGAAAAGCAAUCGCCCUCGGAAUCGAUGAUAAUAGUGGUAACACCGGAAGUGCAAGUGGAAAGCACUACCACUACUGCCCCAACAGCGGAAUCGACCACGGUGGUGAGCGAAAGGAUAAAGGUUAGGGAAAGUACGGGGGGGCCAACCGUCGAUAGUGGUCGACGGAACGUAAGACGACGAACUAAUCGACCGGUGAGCAAGUGGGACAAGGAACGAAUCACCGCUCAGCUGUCCGAUGUGUCGUUGGAUUAGCCGAUCGGCUGAUGGGUGCGAACGUGUAUUAUAUUGUUAAAAGUAGGAAGACGCACACACAGGCAUACUCUACCCUGCCCCUUAUUAUCUUUUCCCGCAGGGUUCCGAUAGACCCAUUCCCGCGACGGAAGGUGGUUGUAAAUAGUUUCUUUGCUCGGUUUUAGGAUGUGAUAUUGUACUAUUUAUUAACGGAUUUGUUUUUCGUUCUUCGAGGCGUCACUUAGAGUUUCACUCGGUAUUGUUAAAAUUGAAGAAGAGAUGGGAAAAGCCCAAAAUACUACGCAACCACGCAAUAGCAGACAGGUGCUCAAGGUGCACGGAUCUAGAUCUAGGGUUUUAUAUGUACGGCAAAAUAGCACCGGGCAGCUAAAAGGGAGGGUUUUUAUUUAUCAGAUGCAAGGCAUAGAGAAACAAAAAAAAAAA